GACGAACUUCUGUUAGCAAGUUCUGGUACUGAUUGUCAUUUUUAGUUAAAAUUCCGGCAGUGAUUUUUGAAGUAAAAUUUCUAUGCAUUCAUAUGGAUGAUUCUAAGUUCAUAGAAAUGGUUGCUAAGUUCCUUUCCUGUCAUUUACCUGACUAUCUGGUUGCUCGUACUCUAUCCACACUGGUCUCUUACCCUGUGUUAUUUUGACACCUUUGCCUGAUGUAUGAGUAGGUCAGAUCCAAAGCGACUGGCUAGCACAUUACAGACUGAAAAUGAGGAAUCAUGCACAACUUACAAUAUGCUGAAGGUCUCCCGCCACCUAUUCAGAUGGACCAAAGAAAUGGCUUAUGCAGAUUAUUAUGAGCGUGCUCUGACAAAUGGUUUGCUAGGCAUCCAAAGAGGAACAGAGCCUGGAGUGAUGAUAUACAUGCUUCCACAACAUCCUGGAAGUUCCAAAGGCAAAAGCUAUCAUGGAUGGGGAACAUUGUAUGAUACUUUUUGGUGCUGCUAUGGAACAGGAAUUGAAUCAUUUUCAAAGCUGGGAGAUUCCAUAUAUUUUGAAGAGGAAGGAGAAGCCCAGGUCUUUAAAUUAUUCAGUAUAUAUCAAGCUCUGUUGAUUGGAAAUCUGGACAGAUCAUGAUCAAUCAGAAAGUUGAUCCUGUUGUUUCUUCGGAUCCUUAUCUUCAGGUGACUUUCACCUUUUCUCCAAACGAGGGGUCAAGCCAAGCAUCUACCUUGAAUUUGAGGAUACAGUUUGGACACAUUUAGAUGGUGCUACCGCAACAAUAAACUCUCAGAGUUUGGCUAUACCGGC
This is a messenger RNA of Populus nigra (black poplar), 813 nucleotides long. RefSeq lists its product as uncharacterized. The record is from RefSeq and is a predicted model, not a curated record. NCBI's taxonomy places the organism in Eukaryota, Viridiplantae, Streptophyta, Magnoliopsida, Malpighiales, Salicaceae. The transcript has 5 exons. The coding region runs from base 223 to 639 and encodes 138 amino acids.